Exophiala mesophila is the source of this 954-nucleotide messenger RNA. RefSeq lists its product as uncharacterized. NCBI's taxonomy places the organism in Eukaryota, Fungi, Ascomycota, Eurotiomycetes, Chaetothyriales, Herpotrichiellaceae. Bases 64 to 921 code for a protein of 285 amino acids. Gene Ontology annotation, molecular function: oxidoreductase activity, acting on NAD(P)H, oxygen as acceptor. The record is from RefSeq and is a predicted model, not a curated record. Gene Ontology annotation, cellular component: intracellular anatomical structure. The transcript is spliced from 2 exons.
CGGGCAAUCGAAUCUAUAUUGUUUUGGGUGGGCAAGUAAGGAUCGCGAGACCCGUGCGUCAAAAUGGAUGACGCUAUCAACGGAAAUGCUUUCAAGCAUUACAACACUGAACCCCCCAAAGCCACUCGUGUUUUGCCGCUGUUUUCUCUCAAAGGGAAAACGGCCAUUAUAACGGGUGCGGGUGCGGGCAUUGGUUUGGCUGUGGCCCGUGGAUUUGCUGAAGCCGGCGCCAACGUCGCCAUCUGGUAUCACGGUAACAACAAGGCGAUCGAUCGCGCGGCCGAGAUUGAAAAGGAAUUUGGAGUCAAAGCCACUGCGUAUCAAGUGGAUGUGCGGGACCCCAAGGCAGUCGAUGAAGCCAUUGUUUCCCAAGUCAAGGAAUUCAACAACCGACUCGACAUUUUCGUGGCCAAUGCGGGUAUUCCCUGGACCCAAGGGCCAGCCAUCACUGGCGAGAUUGAACACUACCAGAAUGUUGUGAGAACCGACAUCGAUGGAGUCUUCUACGGAGCAAGGACCGCUGGGAGAAUAUGGAGAGAGCAGAAGAAGCAUAAGCUGGACGAUUUCAACUAUGGAAAGUUCAUCGCCACGGCCUCGAUGUCUGGCCACAUCGCCAACAUCCCCCAAUUGCAGGCAGCAUACAACGCAGCCAAAGCUGCGGUCAAGCACAUGGUGCAGAGCUUGGCUAUUGAGUGGGUGCAAUUUGCCCGGGCAAACACCAUCAGUCCAGGCUACAUUGCCACUGAGAUCAGUAAUUUCGUCCCGCCCGAAACGAAAAGUAUCUGGAGAGACAAGAUUCCGAUGGGCCGAGAAGGUGAGGUUAUUGAGCUGGUUGGAGCCUACCUGUACCUUGCAAGUGAUGCGAGUUCGUAUACGACAGGUACAGAUAUUGUCGUUGAUGGUGGAUAUAUCGCUCCGUAAACUUGACGACAGGCCAUCUCCCAUGGUCGUGCC